Messenger RNA from Uranotaenia lowii, 3693 nucleotides. It is a transcript of the gene Incenp, whose product is annotated as inner centromere protein B. Gene Ontology annotation, cellular component: meiotic spindle midzone; nucleus; kinetochore. The record is from RefSeq and is a predicted model, not a curated record. Gene Ontology annotation, molecular function: protein serine/threonine kinase activator activity. The transcript has 5 exons. Bases 308 to 3040 code for a protein of 910 amino acids. Gene Ontology annotation, biological process: positive regulation of protein serine/threonine kinase activity; metaphase chromosome alignment; meiotic spindle midzone assembly. NCBI's taxonomy places the organism in Eukaryota, Metazoa, Arthropoda, Insecta, Diptera, Culicidae.
UCGGAUUUCGGUCGUUCGUCGUGCAUCGCGAUCUUUUUCUGCGCUCUGUGGUUUUGCCGUUGAAUUUUUCCUCCAGAAACGAGAAUAUUGCACAGUUAUUUUGAGUUUAUUACGAAUAUUUUACGUUUACGUUACUUAUCAAAAUGGUUUUUCGUUGUUGAGUGCUGUUUGGAGUUGAGUGAACGUUGAAAAGUGUUUUCUAUGUGCGGUGUAUAAGCAAGCGGCUGUUUAUUUGAACCAUUGGCGGUUUCUGUUAUGAAUUGAAGCCAUUUUAGUUAAAAAGGGAUUUUGGGAUUUGAAAGUUACAAUGGAUGAUUUAAUGAUAAAGAUCGAUGAGCUGAUUCUGGAAUCGUUCUCUUUGGAAUCUCGGUUGGACGAAUCGUGUCGGGCCAGCAUCAAAAGUAUCGAUGAACAUUUAUUUCAAACGUUAUCGACCGGAACUCCGAUUCAAAACAAAAAACGCCAGAGACGAUUGGAAUCCAUUAAUGAUAACGAGGACAAUCAUGAAAUAUCAGGCUUGGCCGAAAGCAAGGAAUCGUCAGACACUUCGGCAAGAACAAGUCGACUUAACAGAACCAGUAUUCACGGGCAUGAUAAGAAAAAAUCAUUUGCGACAGAAUCUGUGUCCACUACUAUCGCUUCGAUUCCAUCGGUUCAGGAGGAUGAGAAACCCAGAGAAUCAUCCGGUCGGCCAACGAGGACCGCUCGGGUUAAGGCUAACCAAAACUUGAAGGAACCCAAAAUCAAUACAAAACUUCGGCAGCCAAGUCUCAAUAUCAAGAAGGAGCGUAUUUCAACAGAACUAGCUAAGGACCAGCAGCCUCCGGUGGAACCGAUGGAACUGGACAUCGAAAAUGAUGCCAACUUUAUGAAUGGAAUUGCUCCCUUGGAUAAGGGUAAGGAUUUGCCCGAAGAGCGGAAAAGCAAUGAUGAAGGUUUUGGCAGUACUAAUGAGAAAGAAAAAGAAAUCGAAGAUCUCGCAUCAAGGGAAAUGUCAAUCAUGGUUGUUCCCCAGCCAAUUCCUAAGGUCGAGGUUUUAUCCGAUGACGAAGCUAGUGAGAAAAUGCCCCCACCUUCGAUGCCUCCACCCUCCAAGACGGCUCCAAAAGCCAAAACUCGCGUCAAGAAGACGGAUUCCAAGACCAAAAUUUCCUUGGUAUCGAUUAAGCGUGAAAAAGACGCCGAUGAAACUUCUUCAGCAGUUUCCUCGGAUUCAACCCUUUCCAACGCGUCCACCACGAAAUCCACCCGGGGACGUAAAAAGAAAGCCUCCUCGAGCCAACAGUCGUCGGAAUCGGACAAGAUUCACAUCAAAACCGAAAAGCUCUCGAUCGAAGAGGGUAAGUCGAAGUCUUCUUCCGGAAAAGCUGCGGCGCUGACCAGUCCAACACAGUCCGAGAAGUCGGUAUACGAGGAUGCGCUCGAUGGCGAUUCGCUAAUGCGACCCGUAACGAUAGCGCUCCACAAGAUGCCAAUCGCGGCCGAUGCCGAACGGAAUCAAACCUUCGCCAUGGAAAGCAACGGCACAUUCACGCUUCCGGCAGCAAACGGAACCUUUGUCGUUCCGUCUCCAACGGGUGUGGCCAAUGGAACAUUCAACGAUGUCAAAUCACCGGAAAAUGCAAACGCCACGUUCGACGUUCGCAAUCCCGGAAACGGAACCUUUGUUGUUGAUCCCAAGAGAAACGAAAAUCAGCAACGAAAUCUCAUCAAUGCCAGCAUAAUGACCGAAGACAACUCCAUAGAAGAAAGUCCGGAAAAACCGAAACCGAAACCAGCGGCCAAGAAACCGUCGGUCGCCAAAAAACCGGUCCCUCCUUCGAAAUCAACGAAAAACAAAAAUGAACUUUUCAAUCUGGCAAGUCCCAUCAAGGCACGCAUCGAGGCUUUCGAAAAAGCUGCUAUCGGCUCUCCGAUGCAGGCUAGGCCAACCUCCAAAACCACAACGCCUUCCCAAUCGGCACGGCUUCCCCCGAAAACUUCAACCACACCGCUGGCCUCCCAACGGUUCCCCAGCUCAGCCAAAGCCACAGUCCAUACACCCACAGCGCAAAGUAUUCUGCCCACAACGCUUAGCAAGGGGGCAUCGGCUUCGGCUUCCAAGUUGGCCCAUCUUCAGAAGAAACCGCAGCUCGCUUCAGCUGGGCUCACCAAAUCCCACAGCUUGUCGCGGGAACCAAGUAUUGAACGGAUGGGCACGUUAUCGGCUGCUUCCAGCCAGUCUUCGCUAGCCGUGGCCGACGAAAAGAAGAAGAAGCGCGAAGAAAAGCAACGGUUAGCUCAGCAGCAGCGAGAACAAAUCGAAAAAGAAAAACGAGAGCACGCGGAAAAGUUGAUGCGCGAGAAGGAAGAAAAGCAUCGAAAGUUGGUACAGGAAAAGGAGGAAAAAAUGCGCGCCGAUUUAGUGAAAAAGGCUAAAAAGAUGGAAGAGUUCGAGAAGCGGCGGCAUCUGGAGGAGAUCAAUCAGCGAAUGCUGGCCGAACAGAAGAGGGAAGAACUGGCCAAAUUGGAGCAGCAGCAGAGAACUGAUCGGGAGCAUGCUGAAAUGUUGAAGCUGAGCCAAGUCAAGGAAAACUAUGAAAUCAAACUGCACAAACAAAUGUACCAACAGAAGCUACAGCAACAGCAAAAACUCCAACAGGCCCAACAGCUGCAGCAGCAGCAACUUCAGCUCAAAAAACUGAAACAGCAAACGGCAUCCGGUAGCAGCAGCAGCAACGAGAAGACGGCAGCCGAUAAGGUUUACUUCAACUUCGAUAUGAUUGAAACGGACGAUUCGACCGACGACGAAAGCACCAGCUCGAGCAAGAAAACUAAACGUCCCCCACUGCCCCCAUGGUGUUCGAAGGAAGAACGACGCCACCCGAUCCGGAUACAGGGGGAAAUCAAACUAAAUGUGAUCGAUCAGUUCUUUUCGGUGGCUCCGAUGACGCCGGACCUGCGGGAAAUUUUCCCGACCAUCGAUGCUCGCAAGCUGAAACGCAAUUCCAGUGCCGUCUGGCGGACGCCUCCACGCUACUCCCAAAUGCCCAAGUACUGAUUCAGUCGGUUGCCUGUUUCUCCUCCAUUUAAAUAGACGGUAGAUUUAGGAAUCACUAACAACACUUCACCAUCUCUAAUAUAUAAAUGUAUCCUCAAAGAUAAGAAUGCCCAAUCUCAGCUACUGACCUGCUCAGAAAGGUAAGUGGGAAUUUAUUUCUUGUGUGCUUGUGUUGAAAUAAGUAUUUUUUGAUUUGCUUAAACUUGAAAAUUAAAUCUACGAAGCAAAACCCGAAUCUGUAGCUGAUGUUGUUUUGAAGCCAAUUUUCGUCAUGUCCAAAACUGAAGAGGAUAUUUUGGCAUAAUUACGACUGACUAAAGUGUCUGAUCCAGUGAUCAUUCUAGAGUGAACUUAAUAACCAUCCAUGUCAUCGUUGUUUCAAAAGCUACAAUUGUAAUAAACUUGUUAUACUUUAAACAACCCACAAGCAAUCCCAAAUAACAGUUAUAAACAACAAUUUUUCAACGCUAACCCUUAUGCUCGAACGACGAAAACUUUGAAGCGCAAAUUCAUCUCUUUGCGAAUUCUGGAUACCCCUUUUGUUUAUAUUUUCUUGUUUCUAGCCAUCAUGACUUGAUAUACAUAUAACCUUAGUUAACUGCAUGGCUAAGUAUUAAUUAGUAAUCUAUUCAAAAUAAAAUUUUAUUCCAAUA